Cucurbita maxima (winter squash) is the source of this 1232-nucleotide messenger RNA. RefSeq lists its product as uncharacterized. The transcript has a single exon. The record is from RefSeq and is a predicted model, not a curated record. Bases 239 to 1120 code for a protein of 293 amino acids. NCBI's taxonomy places the organism in Eukaryota, Viridiplantae, Streptophyta, Magnoliopsida, Cucurbitales, Cucurbitaceae.
AGAAAAGGAAGAAAGGCACAAAGUUUGGCAAAGGGGUGGUGGCAAAAAGAAUAUAACACAAAAUAUGUGGUCGGUAUUCCAUAUAAAGAGGACUGCAUCCGCUCCCCACUCAUCCUGUACAACCUCGUCGUCGCCGUCGUCUUCCGCCUCUGUUUCUUCUGGGUAUUGUCGAAUGGAGCUGCGUAUCGAUUUCAAAGCUCAUCGCCGCCUUCAAAGUAGGUAUGAUCGUCGUUGAGAUAUGCCAUCAGCCCCACCGCCAGUUCCGCCCCCACAGCCCAUCUCCGAUCUUCCUCACCUCACCAGAUCUCCGCCUCUUCCUGACUUUUUCCUCGCCGCUCUCUCACUUUUCGUUUUCCUCUCUUCUUCCUCCUCCAGAUCCUUCAAGCUUCCUCUUCUCUGUAUUCAAUCAAACCCUCGCCGGUUUCUCAAGACGCCGUCCAUGUCCUUCUCACAUCCCAACUCCGGCAGAACACCCCACGACGCUCAUCGCCUCCACCCCUUCGCCUCCCCUCAAUCCCUCUCCGAUUGGCUUAAACCUCGCUUGCCCUCCGAUUCCUUUGCUUCUUGGGGCGUUAAGCCUGGCACCAAGAACGUCCACAACCUCUGGCUUGAACUCUCCGAAGGGGAAACUUCCCUUGCCGACUCCACCCCUCCUAUCCGCACCGUUCAGGUCCUUUCUCUUCGAAUUAUUGAUAACCACCGCCGAAUUCUCCUCGAAUCCCACCAGCAACUCUCCGAUGGUACCCUACGGAAUCGAAAUCGACCCUUGUCGGAGAAAAUGAAGCCCAAUGAGACCCCUGAAUCUGCCGUCUACCGGGCUGUCAAAGAAGAACUCGGUUCGAUUCUUGGCGAUUCCGAUUGUUCUGAAAUUGUCAAGAUUGUUCCAGAUUCAUAUAAAAUGAAGAUCGAGGAGAGAAACUCGGCUUCAUAUCCUGGUUUGCCGGCUUGUUACGUUUUGCAUUCCAUGGAUGUAUUGGUGGAAGGUUUGCCCAAGGAAGACUUCUGCACUGUGGAGGAGGAGGAAUACGCGAAUUCUGAGGAGUCGAGCAUUGCGGACGAGGCUGUGUCCGUGAAGAAGCAUUUCUGGAAAUGGGUUAGUCUUGAUUCUCUGGAUUUUUGAGUUCUUACAUGUUAUAUCAUCAUUUCCAUCCCUUUGAUCCCUAAUUAUGAGUGUAGCAGAAAGAUGAAUAAUAUAAUACUGCAAGGAACAGCUUCUUGUAGCGCUUGUGAAU